AAAUCGCAAAGGCACGGCAGCCCCCCGUGCGGCUCGCUGCUGCUCCGAUAGAGCCAGCGAACGGCACUACCUCACAAGCUAUUGCCUCCAUCUUCUUCCACACUCUCACAACAUCGAAAAAGCAGGGCUGCCGAGACGAUGAAAUAAAGCCAUGCUGCUCCUCCUGCUCCUCACAUCGACACAAGCGGCCCUCGACGCCGCGCAGCUGGAGAAAUGUGUCAGAGGCGACCGCAGCAGUGGGGACGCCCUGCUCGUCACGGGCCGCGUCGUCCAGCCGCGGCCUUUGCGGCGAGGCAACGUCACCAUCGCACAACCGCCGUCGUCGUUAUGGCGCAUUAGCGGGAAGGGAAGAAGGGGCGCCUGUUGGGCGGCCAUCCGCGCGACGGCGAAGGCCCAAGCUGCUUCCAUUCGUCUAGAAAGCAAUGCGGUGGAAGCGCAAAGCGCCUUGGAGGCCGUCAACGCGCGACCUCCGGGCGCGUCCGUCGUCGUCCAGGUCGAUGGGGGCAACACCGCUGCACAUGUGGUCGCGGGAGAAGCUUGUGAAGAAGCAGCCAAGCGCUUCGCUAAAGUAAGAGGCCUGCCCGACGAAGCCAUUCCAUCCAUAGUGGACGCCCUCGAAGGCGCGCGGCGGUCGGAGGUCUAUUCCGUGGCGCAAGUCGCCGAUGAAGCAGAAAAAGCACUGUUAACAAAUGGCUCCCAGGCCUGCGAGCGCGCGUCCUGGAAGCCGGACGCUCUGGCGGCGUUUCUGCGGUUGUCAGCUGUGGCCGUGCGCGCUAGAAGGACGAAGGUCGACGCCCGCGUAGUGUCCGGAAGUUUACGCGCGCUUCGUCUACUCCAGUCGUCACCCUUGUCAAAUUGGGCUCUUGCUAGAAGACGGGCUUAUCACACCUUCCAGACCCUGAAGAAGGCUACGCUCGAGAAUGACCUCGCGCCGUCGGAACGAGAAGCGGCUCGACACGCGUACGAACGCGCGAACGUUACGGGCGCGUUGCGACGGCGCGACAAGGCCGAGCAGCAGGUCGCCAUCUGCGAGGAACGCCUCAAAGAAGCGAGGAAGGGUAGCGACGCCAUCGCACCGGCCAUCGCGCAACAUAAGGCUCGUGAAGAGGCUUUGCUGGCCACUUUAGCACAGACGCGCCGCGAGAACGAGGAGGCCGAUCGGUCCGUAAGGUCGCAUCUACGAGAUACGGUGAGCGGGCUCUGUGAUGCUACUUUGAAGCGACCGCAUUUGCGCUGCGAUAACGAGGACCGGAAGUGGUUGGAUGCUGUGUGGAAAUCAAAGUUUUACGGCGCGUUCGUCCUCCACGCCAUCGACGCGACGCCUGCUCGAUGGCGUGGCGAUGCCGGUUCCUCACCGCUCGACAGAGCCAGCACGUGCACCCGUCGCACUGGUUGAUUGCCACACAGGUUGGACGAACAGCUCGGCUUGCUGGGCAGCGCCUUCCUGAAAGAAGAACCGUUUCAACACAAGGCCGACGUCGCUCGAGAAGACUGGGAGGAGGCCGUGAGCGGUUCCAAGACGCUGGAGUUGAGAUUCAAGAAGUUGCCUCGGUUGGCUCGCAAGGAGACCUACGCCCAUAAAACCCUGAUCGCGCCCUUCGUGUACGGGAAAGCGCAUCACGUCACGUCGAAUGCCACGAAGAAGGAGCGGGAAGCGCUACAAAGAGCUCUUACGUUGUUGGGGAAGGAUCUGACGUCGUCUCAUACCGAGCUGCGGUCGAAGGACAACAGAGUGAAAGAAGCGGCCAAAGCCGUCGAUGCGCUCCUAAGGAGGGCCCAGACGAAAGCGGGGCAGUACAUCUCGCGCUUUGGGGUGGUCCACUGGGCUUCACUGAGAUACGACUCGCCGGCCCAUGAGCUCAUGGUUUUGAGAGCGUUUGAGGGCUGUCGCGUGAAACAGGACGACGUUCGUAUAGUGAGACCGGCGAACUGGACCUUUGAGAGGAUUGAACUGAUGUGCCCGCCCUGGUCGUUACUGCGGUAUGAGUUGAAAGCGCGGGUCGCCGAGCUACGAGCUAAGUAUGAUGCCGCGUCCGACCGGUUGGAACAUGUCAGAGACACCUGGCUCCCGGCGGCCCAGAAAGUAGAAAAUUCAUCUAGAGACGCGGAUGAGGGUAUCAGGGAAGGCUAUGCUCGAGCAAGACUAGAAGAUUUAGCUACAGUGAUGUCCGAGGUCGGUGCCACCGCCAAAAGUGUGGAAAAUGACCCCCUGAACAAUAUUUCGACGAAUGCGACCAUCAAUACGUAUUCGGAGAUCCUUAAAAGCGACGGGAAUGGCUCAAAAGCGGACGCCUUUCGCACGUCGGCGCAGCUGCUCAUGGCGCAGGCGACUGACAAAUUGGAUGCUGAGUAUCGUAGAGCCGCGGAGCUAGCGUCGUUGGACGCCGUCGUCGCGUCGCGGAACACUACUGCAGCUAGAAGGGGCGCUCUUCUCGCGGAUUCGAAGGGCUACGCUUUGCACCGGCCCUCGGAGGAGAAGCUGAGGGACCUCAAUUCAGCGGAGUCUGCCCUACAUAGUGCGCAGAAGGAAUUGGACACGGCUUCUGAAAUACUUGAGGAAGCCUUAGCGGCGGCGGCCGUCGUGCAAGUGAGCGCGCCGGCCCUGGAACGAGAGGACAUCGAAACGUUACAACAGCGUUAUGAUGACGCCGUCAGGGAGGACCGCGAGGCGAACGAGUUGUUGAAUGCGUUGGACCCUUCUAACACAAUGGCGUCGAUUGCCUCUUCGGCUCGAAAUGCUGCUGAUCAAUUGGUUCUCUCUUUAUCACACCGCGUCGAGCGCGACGCCGUCGACGCCGUGCUGCAAGCUCGUAAGUUAUCGGAACAACUCAGAGAACCAGGCAAGAGGCCGUCGCUGCACUGUCCGUCCGAACUACCCCCCAGACAAGGCGUGGAGGCGCGACUCGUGGAAGUAGACAGUGUAGUGGUGCUGCCGCCCGCCGGACCGGGCGGGGAAGCGAGGUGGGUCGCGUACGUCCCCUGUUCCGUUGAUUACGACUAUAAGUCGUGGUUUGGCCUCGCGCAAGGCUUCGCCAUGGGUUUAGCCGUGCUGAACGGGCGGACGCACGUCGCCUUUGGCGAGUCCGAAGGUGGCUCAUUGUGGCCCGGGCGAACGGUCGAUUUCUCUGAAGCGGAAGGUGCGUGGUUGCAUCGCCGGGUCGCUACGGAAUUCGUCGAGACGGCGCCCGAGCUCAUCGUGUCGCUACCGGUGCACGUGAACGGCAGGGAAUACUUCCUGGACGUUUUUAGUGGAGAAGACCAUCGAUUGAAGAUCGCGGAGUUCUGUAAGGUGCACAUGGGCGAUUCAUCUUGCAUCAAUUCAUUGACGGCGCGGUUCCUGGACGAGGCGGACCCGGACUCUUCUCGAAGGGAGGCCGACCGCGUCGCCGCCGAGGAAGCGGCACGCCUCGCUCGCGAGGAGGCCGAACGUUUGGAAGCGGCUCGUGAGGCCGAGCGGCUGGAGGCCGAACGCGCGGAGGCGGAACGGAUCGAGAUCCAGCGACUGGAGGCGGCGCGCGCCGAGGCGGACCGUGCCGCGGCCGCCACGCGGAAGGUUUUAGUUUCGCUGCCGAUCGCGGUGGGGGACGCCGAGCAUACUCUGGAGGUCCUCGAGGGCGAGGACCCGAUGCAGAAGCUCUUCGAGUUUUGUGGGAGACACAUGGGCACCGAAGCCGCGGCCUGUGUCGAGCAAUUGACGCAGCACGUCGUCGUCGCCGGUGGGGGAGCCGAGCCGGAGCCGGAGAAGCCUCAACCGCCCAAGGGUGUCCUCGUGUCCUUGCCCAUCAAGGUCGAUGACAACCGGGAAUUUACUUUCACGCUGCUCGAGGGCGAGGACGCGAUGGCGAAGGUCCAAGCGUUUUGUCAAGCGCACAUGGUGAGCGACGCGUCCUCGUGCGUCGAGCAGCUGGGGCCAGCCGUCGUCGCCCAGGCCGCCCAAGCCGGCGCUGCGGCCCCCGAGCCUGAACCGGCCAAGCUUCUCGUGUCGUUACCGAUCCGCCUCGACGACGGGCGCGAGUUCAUCUUUACGCUCUUGGAAGGCGAAGACCCGCUGCAGAAGAUCGUGGCGUUCUGUUCCGCGUCGAUGGGCGGCGACGCGUCCUGUAUCGAACAAUUGAAGCAGCAUGUCAUGGGACCCGAGCCGGAGCCGGCGCGACCCCUCCUAUCGCUCCCGAUACGGGUCGACGACGGAAGGGAGAUCGCCUUCGAGCUCUACGAGGGCGAGGACCCCGUGCAAAAACUCAAGGCGUUCUGCCAGCACUACAUGGGCGCCGACGCCACGUCGUGCAUCAAGCAGAUGACUCCCCACGUGAAUGUCUAAG
Molecule: messenger RNA, 4319 nt
Organism: Pelagomonas calceolata
Lineage: Eukaryota; Pelagophyceae; Pelagomonadales; Pelagomonadaceae
Source: the annotation of a GenBank genome assembly